This is a messenger RNA of Rhodamnia argentea, 3386 nucleotides long. RefSeq names its product protein ENHANCED DISEASE RESISTANCE 4. Gene Ontology annotation, biological process: regulation of defense response to fungus. The transcript has 5 exons. Lineage: Eukaryota; Viridiplantae; Streptophyta; Magnoliopsida; Myrtales; Myrtaceae. Bases 234 to 2954 code for a protein of 906 amino acids. The record is from RefSeq and is a predicted model, not a curated record.
UUCGCAGAAAAUUCUCUAGAGUGGACAUUUCUCACAAAAUCGAAGACUUUGCGAGUCUCGACUCUUUGCGGACCUGCGUGUCCCUUUCUCUUCGCAUUAGAAACCACCCAUAGACCUCAGGAAUCCAGCUCAACGAUCGUCUCUCCCCCUGAUCUUCUCCCAUAUAAUAAAAGAAGAAACUUUUUAUUUUCUGCUUAGACUUGUCGCUCUGGUUCUCAGAGGUUUUUCUUUGAAUGGAAAACGCGGAGAAAGUUCGGCUGGUUCGGUGUCCUAAGUGCGAGAAUUUGUUGACGGAGCUCGCCGAUUACUCUGUUUAUCAGUGCGGUGGUUGUGGAGCUGUUCUUCGGGCAAAACCUAAGGUCCAGGGAUCUGAUUGCUUAUCUGAGAAGUCUGAUGACGAGAGGAUUGGAGGAAUCUGUGAAAAAUCAGAGAAUGUCUCAGAAAAAGCAACAGCCAACUUGUGCAGCUCUUCUGCGUCGGAUGUCAAACCCAAUGUGGGAUCUUUGAGUUCUGAUCGCGGGGCUUUAGAGGGAAAUGGCACAGUAGGCAGUGAAUUUGCUAAUUACGAUUCCAAAGAUGCAACUCCGAACUGGCUUGUUGAAAGUCAACUCGAUCAGGAUGACGCUGGUAAUGGGCUUUGCGAAGGUAAUGGAGAAUACAGACCCGAAAUUAGUUCCCCAAAUGGGCCUCAAAGAUCAGGAAAAAUGGUGGAUCGGCAAACUAGGGAGAUGGGUAGCAAGGAUGGAUAUCCAAAAAGCAUGCAUGGUGAUUUCCACGGUGUAAGGUUAUCGACUUCUAGGUAUCCUGAUGAGGGUCCUUCAAAUUACCAGUUAGAUUCUCAUUGCAGUCAUGAAGCACCAUUUAGGAAACACAAUGGUCAUCAUGAAGGUAACAGAGUUCAUUACCUUGAAAGUGAUCGAGCUGAACUCCUUAGAAAACUGGAUGAACUUAAGGAUCAACUUGCUCGGUCCUGCAAUGUGGUUGAUAAUGCCAAGGAUGGUUUUCCUCUAAAUAGAGGGAUGGUUGCUCCAGAUGCUUAUGCUGGUCCAAAUGUGUGCUUUCCUGUUGGCUCUUCAGAUUUGAAUAAAAAUCCAUUUGGGUCCUUUGAUCCUUAUAGACAUUCUGCUGGGCUCCCUUAUACAAGUCAGCAGCAAAACCCUUUCUCUUACACCAACCAGCACGAUGUUGGGCACAGAUUUUACAGCUCAAUGCAGAAUCCCAAUCAUUUCCCUGGAUACAAAGAUAAUUAUGCUUCUCAUGUACAGGGGACAGCUCCAGGUGAAUACCAUCGACCGCCUCCUCACAUAUUCUAUGCGAGAGAGUAUGCUGAUGCUACUUCAGAUCCUUUUGGACGGUACGAUGGUUCAAGUCUUCAUCAGUCUACUUGCCGUUGCUACCAUUGCUGUGACAACCAUCGGGAGGUUUCUACAGCAGUUCCACCUACUGCAUUCUACAAUAAGAAAUUCUCUGAUGUCCCACAACUUAAUGGUUUGUAUCAUCAUGAGGAUCCAGGUUAUCAUUCACUCAAUCCUAGGUUUGCUGUCCCUCCAUUUAUUUCUCACAAGCCACAGUCCCAUGUUAGACAGCCAGGUGACUUGAAUUAUGAAAUGGGUGGCUUUGUGCAACGCCAACCUCCAAGGGUUGUUUUAGCUGGGAGUGGUCGUAGAUUGCAUCCCAUAGCUGGUGCUGCCCCAUUUAUAGCUUGUCACAAUUGCUUUGAAUUGCUGCAACUUCCCAAGAAAGUUCUGCUCAUAACAAAAAAGCGGCAAAAAGUUCGAUGCGGGGCCUGUUCUACAAUGAUUUCGUAUGCUGUUGUAAACAAGAGACUUGUUUUUUCUGCUCACAUGGAGGCAAAAGAAGCUAAUGCCGAUUAUGAAGACAGCUCUUAUGAGGUAGUGAAAGACGAUUAUGUGCAAUCCCAUGGCUAUGUCAACAGAGACAGCACCAAUUUCUCUUCUGAUGAUUUCGAUAAUUCUGCUUAUGAGUUUCUUUCACUGGACAGAAAGCAAGCUCCAUUGACAGCAUGCCACAACUUAAGCCUUUCUAACUCUCAAGAGAUGGAAGGCCUGCAUUCUACCUCCCCUAGUAUCUCAGAUGAUGAGCAUACCCCUGAUGGUUUGAUUGGAUUGAGAGACUCGGUGCAGCAGCCAAUAAAUGCCACACGGUCUCCACCACCUCCUGGGUCACCUCUACAAAAGCAUUUUGAUCAGUCUUCCCAUAAUCAUGCAGUUAACCGGUUUGGUAAGGGAAAUCGCAGUAGUCGAUCAGAUCACGAAAAAGUCUUACCAAAUAAGGCCAUCUUGCGGCAGAAUUCUCUACAAGAGGCUUCACUUGCAACUGAGAUGGAAGUAUCAUUCAAUGAGUGCUCCGAUACUGGGGUAUCACAAGAAUCUGGAGAUGCAAGCAGGGAACAUGAUCAACCAAGAAAUAACAAGGGGAACGAAUCAUUUUUCAUGAACAUUAUCAAGAAGAGCUUCAAGGAUCUUUCAAGGUCAAAUCAAAGUGACGAGCAUGGCAAAGCAAAAGUCUCAAUAAAUGGGCAUCCCAUAUCAGAUCGUUUGAUAAGGAAAGCUGAGAAGCUCGCCGGACCAAUACAGCCUGGAAAUUUCUGGUAUGAUUAUCAAGCUGGUUUUUGGGGGGCCGUUGGUGGACCUUGUCUUGGCAUAAUUCCGCCAUUCAUUGAAGAAUUUAACCAUCCUAUGCCUGAGAAUUGUGCGGGAGGAAAUACAAGUGUCUUUGUUAAUGGUCGAGAACUUCAUGAAAAGGAUUUGGCUUUACUUGCUUCUAGAGGACUUCCGACUGAUAGAGAUAGGUCAUACAUCAUUGAGAUCUCUGGACGAGUCUUGGAUGAGGAAACUGGUGAAGAGCUGGAUUGCCUCGGUAAACUUGCUCCAACAAUCGAGAAAGUGAAGCAUGGGUUUGGUAUGAAAGCUCCAAAAGCAGCUGAUUACUGAUUUGCAUAAUGAGUAGUUCAGAAUGCCCAAGCGAUACCAUGAUGCCAUCAAGUUGUACCUGCGAGUAUUCAGACUGCUGGGAGUUGAGCUUGAAAAAGUUUUGCGUUGUUCUUUUUCGUUUUACCAUUUUUACUUUGAUGGUAUCUGGGAGGUAGUCGUUUGAAGCUUAAUGUGUGAUUCAUUUAGAACUUGAAGAUUUGAUGCAUGUCCUGAGAUUUCUACCUCCACCUUGCUUGCAGACACGCUGUAUGUCGUGUAUUAUUUGUAGAGCUUAGAAGUUCAGGGGUUGAUUAAAAUGGAAUUUAGAGAUAUGACAUCAGAUGAGGGGGCGAUUUAUUUCUACUGCUGUACUUAAUAGUUGCACUGUAUAUCAUGUACUAUUCUAAUUCCGUAUGUAUUGUGCUUGAAUUCAAGGUCUUUUUCUUUGCGUUU